AUGCCCGACAAAGUCUACGGUGUCAGCCUAGGAUCCUGGCUAAUUCUCGAGUCUUGGAUGUUACCAGAAGGAAUUUUUGAGUGGAUCCGUAUGGGUGGCGAACUAUGCGACGACCGCACCCAAUGUAUCUCCGCAGAAUUCGAACUUGCUCGUGCAUACCCUGACACAGUGGACGAAGUAUUUGACACACAUUGGUCUUCGCGGUUCAACCAAGACGAUGUCCGUGACCUAGUAGAAGUAGGCAUAAAUACUGUUCGCAUUCCGCUGGGCUAUUGGAUCAUCGAGGCUCUUGUAGAUCGCAAGACCGAGUUCUAUCCGCGAGGAGGGAUACACCAUCUUAAACGUGGAUUAAGGCAGCUCAAAGACGCUGGUAUCAUGUCUAUUCUUGAUCAUCACGGACUUCCAGGCGUUCAGAGUCCAAAUCAUACAUUCACCGGAAGGUGUACAUCGGACGCCGAGUUCUUCACUGAGUAUAACUACCAUCGUGCCCUUGUUUGGACUGCGGUCAUAACUACUCUUUCCCACCUUGAUCCAGACUUCAGCAAUGUCGUUUCCAUCGAGGCAGUGAACGAACCCACCAGGGAUGCCACUCAGACUCCGGGAUAUGGCGGUUUCCAGAAGAAUUUCGUUCAGGUAGUGCGCGCAGUUGAACUCACAUUGGGCAUCAAUGUCCCUUGGUCUGAGCCGAAUAUAACCACCACAGAUACAUCUAACUUUACGGUAGCCUUGGAGAACACCGCUUCUUCAUCAUCCUUGGACUCUGAAGUUCGGUCUGUCCUCUCAGAUGCAGUACCGAUCCUCGUCGAACUUACUUACAAUAACCCCUCCAACCCGAGGGAUGCACAGAUAGGACCUCAGUUUUAUGACGAUCAUUUAUACUAUCUAUACGGGGGUACUGACGUACAGGCAUCUAUGGAGAGUAUUUGCAACCUUCCUUUUCUCGAAGAUGAUGCUGCGCUGGGCAACAAUCCGGUUGUGUUCGGAGAAUGGUCCUUGUCAACCCAAUUCACAGCUACGGACGAAUUCCUCUACAAAUUUGCGGAUGCUCAGAAACUAGCCUUUACUAAGGGUGCCGGUUGGAUUUUCUGGAGCUUCAAGGUAGAGAUAUCGACUCUGGCUGGUGACCUCGCCAGACAAUGGUCAUACUUGGAAGGCGUUAAACGAGGCUACUUCACCCGUGAUCCAUCGAAAGUGAAUGAUACACACGUCUGUGAUAGUUACGUUUAG
Molecule: messenger RNA, 1227 nt
Organism: Desarmillaria tabescens
Lineage: Eukaryota; Fungi; Basidiomycota; Agaricomycetes; Agaricales; Physalacriaceae
Product: glycoside hydrolase family 5 protein
Exons: 18
Coding region: 1-1227 (408 amino acids)
Biological process (GO): glucan catabolic process
Cellular component (GO): extracellular region; cell surface
Molecular function (GO): beta-glucosidase activity
Source: RefSeq, a predicted model, not a curated record